Molecule: messenger RNA, 1332 nt
Organism: Branchiostoma floridae (Florida lancelet)
Lineage: Eukaryota; Metazoa; Chordata; Leptocardii; Amphioxiformes; Branchiostomatidae
Product: phosphatidate phosphatase LPIN2-like
Exons: 2
Coding region: 329-586 (85 amino acids)
Source: RefSeq, a predicted model, not a curated record
ACACGUGAUGAGACAUCACACAAACGCGGCAAGCGAUUUCUGGAAAACGGGAACGGAAUCGAUAAACGACGAGAUUACAAUUCCCCGGGGAACUCUCGUGCAACGUUAGCAUUACGUCACUACCCACGCCUGCAUGCCUCACCCAGACACAUCAUUCAAUCCCGUGACUACGAGAUACAACCGAACAUCACGUUGAAAAAUCAGGUAAAACAGAUCGCGGGACCUCCUACAACAUCUCUUCGGGACCACCUGUACCUGUCCCCCGAAGCACUGCGGAUAUUCUACGAUAGCACCAGAGAAAAGGGAGGGCAGUGAUAGCGGAGCAGUCAUGCAUCCUAUGGAUCAAGAGGAUUUGUCAGCGCUGUUGAACUCCUUUGGGAGAAGCCCCUCGUGGGAGAAGAUCGCAGAGACCUCCUCGGGGCUCCAGGAAGACUUCACCGACUUCACCUUCUGGCGGGAUCCCCUCCCCCUCCUGUCCGAGGACGACUUCAACACCGUGGAUCCGGCUCCCGAGUUCAACGACUUCAACUACUGGCGAGAACCAAUACCUGACCUCGAUAUCAGUCUGGACAUACUAGAACUUUGAACAUGACGUGGAUUUUUGCAGUCUCAUUAUUGGCAAGGUCGUGCAUUUUAAGACCUGUGUACCUUGUAUAUUGAUAUAAUCCAAUCUGUCAUUCAUCAUCGAAUGAGAGUACACUUACUCUCCAAACAGAUGUCCGGCACUGGCUGAUGUUUUUUACAUGUUUAGGUCAUUUUAUCGGACUUUCGAUUUUGUUGACGGAAAUCAGUACAAAUAUAGAAACCCGAAAAAAAACGCCUAAAACAUUUCAAAAACAGUCGGAGCCGCACCUCUGCUUGGCCGGAGUAAAUGACUUUAUGUUACAUGGUGUUGUACCACUUCUAGAUGUGUUUUGUUCAUUAUCAUCCAUAUUGACUUCCUAAUAUGGGAAUGUUUCUAAAAUUCUAAAGUAUGUUCCUACCGUCAACCAUGUUAGUACCUGGACACGUAACUGCGAUGCCUUGAUGCCAAUGUUUUUCAAGUUUGCGAACUAGAAUGUCUCAUCGACACCAGAGUUGGUAUCAAUAGACAGGCGACUUCCUCAUUCACCAUGUCAAACAACAUGUGCAGUGUGAUAAAAUGACAUUUUACAAUCUGACAUUGCCUCGGUGCUAUUUUGAAGACAGAAACUAGGUUAGACUGUUUUAGUCAGUAUUGUGAUGUCAUUGGACAUGUCUGACAGCCACAGUAACUGUAUUUCAUGCAAUUUUGCGUCUUGUAUUGGAAGCCUAACGUUGAAAGGUACGCUUAUGUUGAACCAAUCUCCUAUU